Messenger RNA from Danio rerio (zebrafish), 7941 nucleotides. Lineage: Eukaryota; Metazoa; Chordata; Actinopteri; Cypriniformes; Danionidae. The record is from RefSeq and is a predicted model, not a curated record.
UGUAGCUGCCGUCAGAAGCAAUGCUUAUAUAUUACACUCUAUAAACAUAAACUUUACAUUAAAAAGUCAAUAAAUAGAUAAAAUGUUCAAAUUAAUCAUUAGAAUAAAUAAGUAAUGUAUAUUUGUUGUUAAUGCAUGUUAAUUCAUUUAAAGUUAUUUAACUAAAACUAUAAGGGGGAGGGGGGAACCUUUUCUUGUUAUGUUUAGCUUGGGAAUUAUUUCAUUGUUGCAAUGAAGAUAUUCUUCCGAUCCACUACAAGUAGUUCAGCCACAAGGUGCUGUGCUAAAACAAGUUUUUAAGGUUUAAGAAGUGCAAAGAAGUUUGUUAAAGAGAAACUGCAACCCUUCAAGUUUAUUCCUCUUGAGUUAGAGAGGCCAAUGAGUUCUGACGGCAAUAUUGGGACAUAAAGGAGUGCAAGGCUAGAAUGUACAAGACAUACUACAGACUCGUGUCCGAAUAAAUGUCAGUUAAAAUAAAGAACGACUUGAGCCUUUGUUUCAUCUCGAGGGGAGUAACAGUCAGAACUCAGCCUGUUUCGCGCUGGAAGAGAGGAGAGGAGGAGAGGAGAGCAGAGCGGUGCCGGUCGCAGCAGCGGAGCUGUAAACGAGCAGCUCGUUAGGCGGUGACGUCGUUCUCAAGCAUCAAAGGAAAAAAGGACUGCAAGCGCGCAAAUCCCACAUCAACGGCUGUCGGUGUAUAAGAGUGCAGCGUGGUUAAGCUAAGAAGAAGUAACACAUUUAAAACAAGUUAAAUGUGAAGCAGAUUAACCUUGUUAAUUUAAAGGGACUUUAUUAAGUGUUUACAGGGGUAAAGUGCAGUGGUAAAAAAUUUGAGACUAAGCUGAAGUUAUUGUUUGUUUAAUAUAAGGUGACUGUUAGCUACAAGUAUUUUAUUAUUCAUUUAAGGAUACAUUAAGAUAUAUUUAAAGGGAAGUCAUUGCUUUUUCAUUUUUUAUAUUUUAUAUUUUGUAACAAGUGAGAAAAAUUUAAAAUUUAUAAUUUGGCUUAUUAGGUGUUUAUGACACACAUUUAAGUUUAUCUUUAAAUAGUUGAGAAAUUUACUGCUAUAAGCACAUUAAAGACAGUGAUAUCACUUAGUUGAGAUAUAGUUAUAAGUAACAAGUUUAAAGCACACUAUAAUAGUGGUAUGGCAGAUCAAGAAGACUGUGAUAUUGAUGCUGUGGAGUUGCAGUUACAAGUCAGUCCUGAAGAUGAAAAUUGUGAAACAAGCGCACAAGAGCCAAGCACAAAUGAAGCUGCUAAAGAAGAGAGCUUGAGGAAAAGCCAAAGAGUUAGGAAAUUCACUGAAAAGGGUCAAGCACUUCACGAUGAAAAGGUGAAUAAGUUUCAAACUCACUUUAAGGCAUGCUAUGAUGAAUGGAAAUCUGCUGCUAAACAAGCUAAAAAGGCACUUGAAAACCCUGUUAGUGUAACAUUGCAUGAUCACAUUGCCCACGUCCAAUAUGCCUCAUCAGAAGUAAAACAAACCUAUGAUAAGCUGCGCAGUUAUGUAACUCCUGAUGGAGACACCCGUCGAAGAGUGGAUACAUGCGAUGCUGUUUCUCAAAAGCUUAUAAAACUAGCUGAAGAUUGGCUUGUAGAAAGUGGAAGUGUAAAGGAUGUAGCAAAGGGGUCACUACGCUGGAGUGAAGCUGGUUCAGUGUUCAUCUCAGCAGCGUCUCAAAAAUCUAAGAGUGCAGGAAGCACAUAUUCAAGUUCAAGCAGAUUAUCUGUAAAGAAACAGGAAGCAGCAGCUGAAUUAGCUGCAACUGAAGCUGCUCUUAAAGUUAUGGAGGAAAUGGAUCGUGAAAGAAACGAACUUGAAAAUCUAGAAGCAGAAAACCGGCAAAGGUUAGCAAUACAAGAAGCAGAAAAUGCUGAAAAACUAAAAGCAUUAGAACAGAAGCGAAGAGAGCUAGAACGUCUAGAAACUGUAAAGAAAAUGAAUGCUGCCAAGGCACGACUGAAAGUGUACGAGGAAGAAAUUAAUUCAGAUGAAGAAAUCUCAGACCUCCUACAUGACAAUGUUAAACAAAGGAAAGCUGCUCCUAAGCCAGGAAGUUUGCCUGAACCUCUGCUAACACCAUCAAAACCUACUGUAAAACUGCAUCAGUUUUCCGCUUUACCACAGACCACAAGGUGUCAACUUCCGAACAAUGCUACACAAGAAGAUAGCACUACUGCUCUGGCUAGAGCAUUAGCAGAAUCCAUUAAUAUAAGCCGUCUACCAGUACCAGAGCCUGCUGUAUUCAAUGGAGACCCACUCAAGUACAAAGACUGGAAAAUGUCUUUUCAGACACUGAUAGAUCGGAAAAACAUCCCAGUAAAUGAAAAGAUUUACUAUCUCCGCAAGUAUGUGGGUGGACCAGCCAGAAGAGCUGUUGAGAGUUACUUUCUACUGGGCACGGAUGAAGCAUAUUAUGCGGCAUGGGACACUCUUGAAGAAAGAUAUGGAGGUUCAUUUGUGAUCGCCAAAGCCUUCAGAGAUAAGCUAAAUUCAUGGCCAAAAAUCGGAACAAAAGACAGUUCUGAGUUACGAGAGUUUUCUGAUUUUCUCAGAGGCUGUGAAGCUGCUAUGCUACAAAUCAAGAAUCUUGAUGUCUUAAAUGAUUGCAGUGAAAAUCAGAAAAUACUAAGUAAGCUUCCAGAUUGGUUAACAGCAAGAUGGAAUAGAAAAGUGAUUGAGAUUGAAGAGCAGCACGGUUCCUUUCCAACAUUUAGUAACUUUGUGGACUUUAUCACAAGAGAAGCCAAGAUUGCGUGCAACCCAGUAACUUCACUACAUGCACUCAAGGGAAGUGACUUAGAAAAAGUUAAGCCUACAAAGACUCGAAGUAUCGGAACUAAGGUGCUGGCAAGUGCUGCAGAGGAGAAACCAAAUAUACAGAAAUGUGUUUUCUGUGACAGAUUGUACCAUAGCAUUCACACAUGUCGACAGUUUAUGGACAAGUCAAUAAUGGAGCGAGUCAAGUUCGUGCAAACAAAGGGAUUAUGUUUUGGGUGCCUUAACCCUGGACACCAUUCAAAGAAAUGUGGAAAGAGAAGUGUUUGUGACACAUGCAAAGGGAAACACCCAACCUGUUUACACGAGGAACGGGAUAAACAAAUCAGAAAGAAUAAAGAAGGCAUAAAAGACACAAAGGAAAACAAACAAAGCAAAGAAAUACCAUGUGAGACAAUAUCACACCGUGUAGUUCAAAAUAAUAGUAGUAACCUCACAUCUACAAUCAGUCCAGUUUGGUUAUCUACAACAAACAACCCAGAACAUGAAAUCCUGGUGUAUGCUCUUCUAGAUAGUCAGAGUGACACAACAUUCAUUUUACAAGAAAAGGCAGAUGGUCUGGAUGCUGACAAGAAGCAUGUACAGUUAAAGCUUUCUACACUGUCAACCAGAGAUUCAGUUAUCCAAAGUGAAAGGCUGUCUGGGCUGCAAGUCAGAGGCUUCUAUUCCUCAAAGAGAAUUCUUCUUCCCGUAACAUACACAAGAGAAUUUAUUCCUGCAAAUCUAAAUCACAUAUCCACUCCUAAGACAGCAAGAGCAUGGCCCCACUUAGAGCACCUUGCCGAAGAGAUAGCCCCUCCUAUAGAAUGCGAUGUUGGGUUACUCAUAGGUUACAAUUGCUCACAAGCGCUUUUACCUAGAGAAGUUGUGUCAGGAAAAGACAAUGAGCCAUUCGCUCAAAGAACAGACUUGGGUUGGACAAUAGUCGGUGGAGCUGACCCUUGUGUUGACUAUGGUGAUGCUAUGGGAAGCAGCCACAGGAUUAUUGUUAAGGAAGUGACACCCAAGUUGUCAUCAGAUCAGUUGCCAAAUGAAGUCCAUUACAUUUGUCGCACACAAGUCAAAGAAAUAAUCACACCACCAGACGUGAUUAAAGUUCUUGAAUCUGAUUUCAGUGAAAGAAAGGUGAAAGAGUCUCACUUCUCCCAAGAGGAUCUACGAUUUUUGUCUAUAAUGGAAGAAGGAGUAAGGAUAACAGCAGACGGACAUUGUGAGCUACCAUUGCCAUUUAAAGAGGACAGGCCGUGUCUGGCAAACAAUAAAAGCUGUGCAGAACACCGACUCCAAUGUCUUAAGAAAAGACUUGAAAGAGACAAACAAUAUUGCAACGACUAUACAACAUUCAUGAAUGAAACUAUAGAGCGUGGAGAUGCAAAAAGAGUUCCACUUGAAGAACUUGACAAAAGCUCUACCUGGUACCUUCCGCAUCAUGGGGUGUACCACCCCCAAAAACCAGGGAAAAUAAGAGUAGUGUUUGAUUGUUCGGCCAAAUUUAAAGGUGUGUCAUUAAAUGAUCAUCUGCUCACAGGGCCAGAGCUAACCAAUACCUUGAUAGGUGUCUUGUGUCGGUUUCGCAAGGGUCCAGUGGCAGUGAUGUGUGACAUAGAACGUAUGUUUCACCAGUUUAGAGUCAGGGACGAAGAUCAAGACUACCUCCGUUUCCUGUGGUGGGACAAUGGAGAUUUUCACUUAAGUCCAUCAGUCUACCGAAUGAGAGUUCAUUUGUUCGGAGCUGCUUCGUCACCGGCUUGUGCAAACUUUGGUCUCAAGUACAUUGCAGCACAAGGUCGAGGCCAGUUCAGUGAAGCAACUAUAAGAUUCAUUGAAAGGAACUUUUAUGUGGACGAUGGCCUUAUCAGUUUCCACUCCGAAGAAGAGGCUAUUCGUUUAGUCCAUGAAGCGAAAAAACUCUGCAGUAUUGGAAAAUUGCGACUGCAUAAGUUUGUUUCUAACAGCCCACAAGUUCUUGAAUCUCUCCCUAAAGAAGAUUGUGUAGAGACAGUAAGAAACCAAGAUCUAGCACUGGGCGAGCAACUGAUUGAAAGAGCUCUAGGGGUUAAAUGGAGUGUUGCUUCAGAUCAUUUCCAGUUUCGAGUAGUAGUGAGUGAGCGUCCAUUCUCCAGACGAGGAGUCUUGUCAACUGUAGCUUCCAUCUACGACCCACUUGGAUUUGUGGCGCCUUUCGUUCUGCUUGGCAAGCAAAUUCUACAGCAAAUGUGUCGUGACAAGUCAGACUGGGACACACCACUCUCAAAUGAGCAUCAGUCACGGUGGGAGUCCUGGCUUACAGAUCUAAAGGACCUUGCGCAUGUCAAGAUUGAUCGCUGCUAUCUACCAGCAGAUUUUCAAGAAGUUCAGAGAUAUGAACUCCACCAUUUUUCAGACGCAAGUGUUGCAGGAUAUGGUGUCUGUACGUAUCUAAGAGCAGUCAGUAGAUCAGGACGAAUCCACUGUUCACUUGUCAUUGCAAAGUCCAGAGUAGCACCCACCAAGGUAACUACUGUACCAAGAUUGGAGCUGUCCGCAGCAGUAGUAGCGGUGCGCAUAAGUGAUAUGCUCAAAGGAGAACUAGAGUUGGAAAAUGUUCAAGAGUUCUUCUGGACAGACUCUCAGGUUGUCCUGGGAUAUAUAAACAAUGAAGCGAGGCGUUUUCAUGUUUUCGUGGCAAACCGUAUCCAACGAAUCAAGGAAAGUACUAAACCAACACAGUGGAAGUAUGUUGCAUCAGAAGAUAACCCUGCUGACCAUGCGUCUCGAGGUCUCAAAUCUAAAGAACUCAUUGCUUCCAACUGGUUUAGUGGCCCAAGUUUUCUUUGGGAAGAUUCACUUCCUACUGGAGAGAUUAAGGUGGGAGAUCUUGACACAGAUGACCCAGAGGUACGCAAAGUUCUUGUACACCACACCUUGACAACAGAGAAUUCUCUGGCAGAACGUUUCAGCAAAUUCUCCAGCUGGACAAAAUUAGUUAAAGCUAUUGCAAGACUAAUCAGAUUUGUAAAGGAGUUGAAGGGCUCAAUAAAGCGAACCAAUAAAGCUACAAGUCUCGAAGAAAGGCAAGAAGCUGAACAUGUAGUUAUUGCCAUUGAACAAGGAUUAGUCUUUUCCAAAGAAAUCAAGGAACUCCACUCCAAGAAGGAGUUAAUUACUAAAGACAGAGCAAGCAGAUUGUAUCGACUCAAUCCCUUCUUGGACCACAAGGGCAUCCUCAGAGUGGGAGGAAGAUUAGAGCAUGCAACUUUACACCCAAAUGUCAAGCAUCCAUUUAUCUUACCAAAAACCAGUCAUAUCACCAAGUUACUGAUUGAUCACUAUCAUCAGAAAGUGAAACACCAAGGGCGUGGCAUGACCACAAACGAACUGAGAUCUAAUGGCAUAUGGAUUCUCGGCUGUAGUCAAGCAGUAUCAUCAUUUAUCUACAACUGUGUCAAAUGCAGAAAAUUCAGGCGGCAAACAGAAGAACAAAAGAUGGCAAACCUGCCUAGCGAAAGAAUGGAGACAACUCCUCCCUUCACAUAUUGUGGGAUGGAUUGUUUCGGUCCAUUUUACAUCAAGGAGGGAAGAAGGGAACUAAAGCGCUAUGGGCUGCUGUUCACAUGUUUGUGCUCUCGUGCAGUACAUAUAGAGUUACUUGAUGAUUUAUCAACUGACGCAUUCCUUAACUCACUUCGGGCAUUCAUUGCUUUACGUGGAAACGUUCGUCAGCUGCAAUCAGACCAAGGCACCAAUUUUGUUGGAGCAAGGCGUGAGUUUUUGGAAGCAGUGAAAGAAAUGGACCAGGAAUGUCUGAAACAACUAGGCUGUGAGUUUGUCAUGAACCCACCCUCUGCCAGCCAUAUGGGUGGAGCCUGGGAACGGCAAAUCCGAACAAUCAGAAGUGUGUUGAAUUCCAUCCUGGAUCAAUCAUCUAGAACUCUGGACAGUUCAUCCUUAAGAACAUAUCUAUAUGAAGUGAUGGCAAUCGUAAAUAGCCGACCCAUAACAACACAAUUACUCAACGAUCCUACUGGACCACAACCACUUACACCCAACCUUCUUUUGACAAUGAAAUCGUCAAUAAUACUGCCUCCACCAGGAGAUUUUGUAAAGGAAGACCUUUACCUUCGUAAAAGAUGGCGUCGAGUGCAGUAUCUGGCUAACGAAUUUUGGCAAAGAUGGAAAAAGGAAUAUUUGUUGAGCCUACAACAAAGACAAAAGUGGCACAAAACGAACAGAAAUGCAAAAGUCAAUGACAUCGUCAUAAUACAAGAUGAUACAACGCAGAGAAAUGAUUGGAAGCUGGCAAAAGUUACUGCUGUGUACCCAAGUCAAGAUGGAUGCAUACGAAAAGUGCAGCUACUAAUCAGUGACUCCACAUUAGAUAACCAUGGAAGGAAACUGUGUAAACCUGUCCAUCUAGUAAGGCCAAUCCACAAGACUGUCACAUUACUGGAAGCUGAUUAGCACAGUUCACAUUUCAUUCUGGAAAUCACAAGUGAUUGGUGGGAGUGUAGCUGCCGUCAGAAGCAAUGCUUAUAUAUUACACUCUAUAAACAUAAACUUUACAUUAAAAAGUCAAUAAAUAGAUAAAAUGUUCAAAUUAAUCAUUAGAAUAAAUAAGUAAUGUAUAUUUGUUGUUAAUGCAUGUUAAUUCAUUUAAAGUUAUUUAACUAAAACUAUAAGGGGGAGGGGGGAACCUUUUCUUGUUAUGUUUAGCUUGGGAAUUAUUUCAUUGUUGCAAUGAAGAUAUUCUUCCGAUCCACUACAAGUAGUUCAGCCACAAGGUGCUGUGCUAAAACAAGUUUUUAAGGUUUAAGAAGUGCAAAGAAGUUUGUUAAAGAGAAACUGCAACCCUUCAAGUUUAUUCCUCUUGAGUUAGAGAGGCCAAUGAGGUAUGUGUUGUAUGGUGUUAACGUAUGUGAACGUGUAUGAUUAUGUGUCCGUAUGUAAUGUAUAAUUAGCCAAUUAAGUGUAUUUCGUUACAUGUUGAAUGUGCACUUUAUUUUUUGUUUGUAUGUAUGUUGUUUAUUACGUGCAACAUCACCUUUAAAGGGUUAAUUGAAGUUUAUGUAUUUCUUUUCGUAGUUCUGACGGCAAUAUUGGGACAUAAAGGAGUGCAAGGCUAGAAUGUACAAGACAUACUACAGACUCGUGUCCGAAUAAAUGUCAGUUAAAAUAAAGAA